Messenger RNA from Cydia pomonella (codling moth), 1822 nucleotides. RefSeq names its product cytosolic beta-glucosidase-like. Gene Ontology annotation, molecular function: beta-glucosidase activity. The record is from RefSeq and is a predicted model, not a curated record. NCBI's taxonomy places the organism in Eukaryota, Metazoa, Arthropoda, Insecta, Lepidoptera, Tortricidae. Bases 176 to 1699 code for a protein of 507 amino acids. Gene Ontology annotation, biological process: carbohydrate metabolic process. The transcript is spliced from 7 exons.
GAAGACCGCCGACAUCUACACGUGGAAAUCGACGUGAUGCGAAGUCACAGUUUCGUCUCAGCGAUUGUACCUCUGUCUAUAUUUGAACUCUGUGGCAAUAGCGACACAUUACGCUGCAUUUAUUGUGCGUUUAUAACUAACAUUCUAAUACUUGUAAGCGCAAGAGAUAGGCAGAAUGUGGCUAUGGACGGUACUGCCAUUUUUUACCUUAUUCCCAGUCGAUGGUGUCGUGGUCGUGACACCUGAAUUAGAGAAGAGAUUCCCUGAUAACUUCUUGUUUGGAGUCUCGAGUUCUGCCUACCAGAUCGAAGGGAGCUGGAAUGUGGACGGUAAAGGUCAAUCAAUAUGGGACUACUACCCCCACAAACAGCCCGAGAUCGUCCAGGAUUGCACCAACGCCGACGUCACCGCGGACUCCUACCGGCUUUUCAAGCAAGACAUACAAAUUCUUAAACAUUUAGGCGUAAAAAGCUACAGAUUCUCCAUAUCUUGGACUAGAAUACUCCCAGAUGGAACUACCAACUAUAUUAAUCCACGUGGGAUCGCUCAUUACAGAAAAUUCAUAGACUUAUUACUAGAAAAUGAUAUAUUGCCGUUUGUAACUUUAUUCCAUUGGGAUUUACCCAUCGCAUUCGGUAAAAAUGGAAGUUGGUUGAAUGAAAAUACAGUAGACAGAUUUGGAGAUUACGUAAGAGUAGCUUUUCUAGCGUUUGGUGAUAAAGUAAAGCAUUGGAUAACCAUAAACGAGCCGUAUAUACUCUGUUUAUAUAGCUACGAACUUGGCAUGCUUCCACCAUUGAUAAAAUCUCCUGGGAAAGGAUUCUAUGAGUGUGGAAGGAAUAUGUUGCUAGGGCAUGCGAAGGCUUAUCGUAUUUAUGACGAAGAGUUCAGGUUCCAAGGGGGGGAGGUGGGUCUAACGUUGGAUGCUCAGUGGCCGAUAGCAGCCAGUGGAUCAGAGGAAGAUGCCGAAGCUGUGAAGGACUACCUGGCUUUGUAUGUGGGGCAAUACUUAGACCCAGUGAUCAAAGGCGACUACCCUCAACGCCUGACAGCCCGGGUGGCGGCGGCGAGCGCGCGUCAGGGCACGGAGUCCCGGCUCCGCCCGUUAACUGAAGAGGAAAAGAAAUUCAUCCACGGCACUUAUGACUUCAUUGGCAUUAAUCAUUAUACCAGCGUGAUGGUGUACAGAAACGAGUCAGUGAACGGAAUGUACGAAAAGCCUUCGUUCUACGAUGACGUCGGUAUCGGCAUAUACGUGAACGACUCGUGGCCUGCCAGCUCGUUGGACUUUAUGAAGGAAUACGCCCCAGGAUUCUAUUCCUUACUCCUAUACCUCAAAGAUACCUACAACAACCCCCUGGUCUACAUCACCGAGAAUGGUUUCCCCCUAUCAUCAGCUGAGGGUCUCGAUGAUCGGAAGAAAGUGAAUUAUAUUAGGAACUAUUUGGACGCCUUGAUGGACGCGAGGGCAGAUGGGUCUAACUGUCAAGGAUAUUUCGUUUGGUCGCUUAUGGACAGUUUUGAAUGGGCCGCUGGAUAUCAGUACAAAUUCGGCCUCUAUCAAGUGGACUUCGACGACCCAGACAAGAAACGAACCGCUCGGAAAUCCGCGCUAGUGUACAAGGAGAUCAUACGCACUGGGACGAUAGACGUUAGCUACGACCCAGACCCAUACCAACAUAAUGGAUCUCUUUAUUAAAUAUUUCUAGAGCAUAACUGAUGCUUAUAAUAUUAUUGUUACAUAUAUAUAUACAAAAUAGUAUUUUGUGCAACAGUACAUAAUAAAGAUUCUUAAAAUUCAAGGGCGCGAGUUAGAAAACGA